GCACACCCCGUGAGAUACUCCGCCGGAGAACAUGUUUCAGAAUCGAAUUCACCCGUGGAAGAGUGAGCGUUAAAACAGUUUUUCAUUUUCAAUGUCUACCGCUUAUUGUUAAUGUUUGAAUAAAUUAUUGUGCAUCGCUUAAUAAUAAGUAAAAUAGUUAUAACGAAAUAAGAGCUGUUAAAGUCUUCGAUUUUAAAAAAUUCAAGGAACGUGAGAUUGUAACAAGAAAGGUGAUCAAAACGUAACGAAACGUCAACACUAUCGUUGCAGGUAACAGUUUUUAGAGACUGUUCUAAUUGUUAAUAAUUUUGAGAAUUUUUAAGUUUAAAAAGAAAAAUAUCGCGAAGAGAUAUUACAAAGAAAAUUAACGAAGAAAUAUCGGUAACGUCCUAAAGGAAAAGUUGAAUUCUAUGACAGGAUAACACUCCUCGCGUGCAGCAAAGAUGGCCGAGUUGAAGGAGCAACCAAUCAGGAGAGAGCACGAUUCGAUGGACGAUUUUGAGCACCUCGAACACGUCCAGGAUGGGCAAUCAACCCACCUUGAAACUCAUACCGAGAAAGUAGAUAGAAGUGCGAAGGAUAAUUUCGAUAUGGAUCAAGAUAUGAUCAACUUUUCCUUGAAUCAAUCAUUAAAUGAACCAGAAGAUUCUAAAAAAGCGACUAUGUUAUUAUUGGAGUCAGAAAAAGGAAAACCGGCUGAGGAAAGUAAUUUUGAGGUUAGAUCAAAGGAACCGGAAUUCGACUUGUUAUCAGGCAAAAUAGAGGACCAAUCGGACGUUAUGAAAAUCGAUCCGGUUACUAAACAGGCAGAUGAGAAGCAAGAGAUCGCCGAAAAGGAAGAAGUUAAGGAAACCAAAAUUCCAGAUCGCGAACCAGAAAUUCCUCCCUCUACUGAGAAAAAAUUGGAUAAUUCAUGGAAUGUUAUUGAAAAAUCUCCACCUGUUUCGGAGUCAAUUUCGAAACCAGAGAGAAAAGCAGAAAGUGUAAGUGAGUAUGUGGUUGAGCAUGUAGAGAAAAAGGAACGGAUCAGUGCACCAGAAACCGGGGAAUCGGAAUUUGAGUCCGAAAUCGAAGCAUCACCGGCAAAGAGUUUCAAAUCGAUCAAGCAGGAAGUAAGACGAGAACCGAUAGAAGUGGAAAUUGCUCCAAAGGAGAUUUUCAGUAGCAUGGGAAUCGACGCAUGGUUUAAUCCUGAUAGACUGAAUCCAAAAGUGGCAGCUUUAAUUUAUUGGCGCGAUCCAAAGAAAUCAGGCCCCGUGUUCGGGUGUAUACUCGGCGUGCUCCUCUCGCUGGCCUACUUCAGCUUGAUAAGUGUUCUUGCUUAUUUGUCACUUCUUAUCCUCACAGGCACCGUUGCCUUUAGGAUUCACAACACCGUUCUUCAAGCUAUUCAGAAAACUUCCGAUGGGCAUCCUUUCCAGAACAUUUUGGAAAUGGAUUUAACAUUGCCCGCGGAGAAGGUGCACGAAGUGGCAGACGUGGCUGUUGCACACUUAAACGCAGCGGUCAGUGAACUUCGUAGGCUCUUCCUUGUCGAGGAUUUCGUCGACUCUUUAAAAUUUGGUGUCCUUCUUUGGUGUCUCACCUACGUGGGUUCUUGGUUCAAUGGCAUGACUCUAGUCAUAAUUGGAGUGGUUGCCUUAUUCACACUGCCGAAGGUCUAUGAGACAAAUAAGGCACAAAUUGACCAGAAUCUAGCACUGGUACAAAGCAAAAUCAACGAUCUCACUACUAAAGUGAAAGCUGCGAUACCGUUUGGCAAGAAAGAGUCAAAGAAGGAAGAAUAAAUGUGAGAAUAUAUCAUCACGCGGGGGCAAAAGAAGCUUAAGCGAAUUUGUCGGACAAUUGCGGAAUCCAUGCAAGAACGAAAUACAGAGUGGUCACGUGAGAGAACCGAAAAGAUAAUGCAGAAGAACAAAAUGAAAUUAAAAAAGGAAAUAAAGAACAAAACAUAUGAAGAUCGAACGAAGAAUGGUGAAAGGGAAAUAUUUAACAAAAAUUGCAGAGUACUCAAAGAAACUAAACAACGGAGAAAAGAUGAAAUGUAACACCAGCGUCAAAAAGAAGAGCACAAUGAAGACAUAUAUAUAUAUAUAAUACAUAUAUAUUAUAUAUUAUAUUAUAUAUUAUAUUAUAAUAUAUAUAUAUAUAUAUAUUAUAAAUAAUAUACCAAGAAAACGAAAGAUACAGAAAAAUCAAGUUCUUAGCAUUGUAAGAUUUAAAGUAACUGGAUAAUUUUUUUAAAUUCUGAAAUUCCUAUGUAUGAAAAAAUAAAAAAUCGUAAAAAAGUAGCUACAAUAGAAGCAUGGCUUGCAAAGAAAUUGUAAUGGAAGAUUAUUGAAAAUAUAUGUAUAUGUAAAAAAAAGAAGAAGGAAAAAUAAAAUUACCUAAAAUGAAUGGGUAUCUCCAGAAGAACAAAGAGUUGGAAAUGUGAAAAAUCGCAAUGAAAGAAACACUGCUUUGAAAAAAAGAACAGCGAGAAAAGAUUACAAGGUAAUAAGGAAAAGAAUGCCUUUUCUCAAUGUUUUGGAAGUUCGGCAGCUGGAUUUCAAUGUCCGACGAUGUCGUAAUGCGAGUUUUCCUUUUCUGGAUCUAUACAAGCUGUCCCUGUUAAUCGAAAUAAAUGGAAAGAAGUAACAUUUAGCGAUUAUGUUAAUUUGUUGCAACGCGAGAGGCGAAUAGAGCCCUUUGGUGUACUCUAUGCAAAAACCAUAAACGGUGCAAUGCGUGUGUCUCUUAGGGGGUUCCCGGUUUUUCUUCCUUUUUUUUGUUUUUUUCCUCGCACUCUCCCACAUCAGUCUAAACUGACCUUUCUUCUUUAAAUAGAAUGAUAUGCGGUCCCAUUGAGAUCAAUCAUGAUUAAUCAUUUAGUUCUUAGAAAAAAUUUUUUUAAUUUCAUAAUAGAAGUUAUUCAGAAAUAUCUUUGGCACAAAGAUGACGAGAGGGGUGUUUUCCUUUUUCUUCUUUUAGCCAUUAGCGUUUGAAAUUUGUACUUUUCACCUUUUUUCUUUUUCUGAUUGCAUAUUCAUCAAGAUGACUGAAAUUGGUAAUUUGUUUUGUAAUAAAAUAUUGGUCUGUCUCUCAUUUUUAGUAGUCUUACAAUAAAUUCAAACGAAUACUGUUUACAAACUUGAAUUUUAUAACGAAAAUUUUAUGUAAUGCUGUUUUAUUCUUUAACAUCACAUAAUAAAUGCACGCAUUGGAACGUAUGACACUAAUAUUACAUGAUUAUAUUCAAAUGUUAAGAAUGAAAUAAUAUAGGUGUCUUAAAGAUAUAUGGAAAAUCUUUUUGUUUUCAAUAAAUUUUGUUUAUCUUCAACGAUCUAGAUAAUUUCGUUAUGAGAAACUGAUCUAAAAUCCAUUUUAAUAUUUAUUUUAAACAAAGCCUUCUAAGAUUUCUACUAUUUUUUUCAGUAUGCGACUUUAAAUCAGUUUCCUGGAUUUUUAUUUGUAACAUAAUAUUCGUACUUGCUUUUAGAAGCAUGUAAAUAUACAUUCUACUUUUCUGUUUUUAAUUUUGUUUCUUUAAUAAAAUAUAUUGGCGACUAUUCCCGUUUUCAUCUGUGAACCGGUAUUUUCAAAAAUGAUUUAUUUAUGUUGUCUAUAAUAUGUUCUUUAAGCUGCGUAUAAAACACGUUACAACUUAUAUCUUACAAUAUAUACGCAUAUUUACAGAUAUAUUGCAUCAGCAUAAGUUAAUACAUCAAGAAAUAAGGUUUAUAUAAUUGUAAAUACAGAUCUUAAAAUUCUAUCAAUUGUUUUAGCAAAAGCCUCUCGCUCUUUUUGCUAUUGUUAAAUGUUUCGUUUAAAAAAUAAACAAAGGAAAGGAUAAUUGUUAACAGUAACAGUCAAAUAUGACCCUGAGAAAAUAACUUAAAACUUCUACUUUAUAUAUAAUUAAUUGCCUUUAAAAAGUCAUUUUUUUAUACAGGGGAAGAAUGCGUUACAUAUGUAUGAGUGGAUGUAAAAAGAGGGACAAAUAGACUGAGAUAAUAAAGAAAGAUAAAUUAGAAAGUUA
Messenger RNA from Bombus huntii, 4018 nucleotides. It is a transcript of the gene Rtnl1, whose product is annotated as reticulon-1-A. The transcript is spliced from 6 exons. Lineage: Eukaryota; Metazoa; Arthropoda; Insecta; Hymenoptera; Apidae. The record is from RefSeq and is a predicted model, not a curated record. Bases 444 to 1787 code for a protein of 447 amino acids.